AUGGCUCAGCAUGACUCGGCUGCCGAUUCCUUCUCCUUAUCUCUCCCUCCGCGCGCUCCUGGCCUCUGCUCUGCUCGCCAUCGCAAGCCACGGCUCCCUCCAUGGCUGGCGCUCGGACCUGCUCGGCCCUUUCCCCUGCGUGCGAGCUCAGUGUUCUCCCUGCGCACUGCGGAGCUCUGGCUUAGCCUUCUUCCCAGCGCCGCGGUCCCUUCCAGCUCCCUCUGCCGCGGCCUCCCACUCCCCAGCCGAUUUCUCUGCGCGCGGUCCUCCCUGCUCGCGUCGCGAAUUCCCUGCCAUGGCCGAUGUGCCUCGCGCGGACCGUGCCCAGCCUCUUCAGCGCUCGGCCUCCAGUCCAACAUCGCGCGCUCCUCCUCUGUCGCCCAUGGCGCGCGCCUAUUCCUUGGCCAGGUUCGCCGGCGUUCCUCCCGCGCCCUGCUCGCCGAUGGAGCUCGGCGCCCAGCUUUCCUGCGCGCCGGCCUGAACUCCAGUCGUCGCGCCCUCCUGCUCCCUAUUUCCUGCUCGCCCUCCUUGCUUCUUUCUUCCUUGCGGCGCUCACUCUCUGCUUCUCUCCCUCGAGCUUGCCGCGAUGCUUUUCUCCUGCUCCCAUGGCUGCUCGCCCAGCCAUCUUCCAUGGCCGUCGCGUCCCUGCUCUCCUCUCUGCCGGCGUCCAGCCCUAACUCGGAUUCCCCUCUCCCGUGGCGCGUCCAAAGCACUGCUCCUCCACCGUGCCGCGUUCCAGCUCGGACUACUCUGCUCCUGCGCGCGUCGGAUCCCAGCUCGUCGGUCGCCCGCGUCUCUGUUCUUCUGCGCCGCCGUUCCCUGCACCGGACAUGGAAAUCCCUCGUCCGCGACUCCCUGUAAUAGCCGACGUUCUUCACAGCCGACGCUUGGCCUCAGCUCCGCCGUUCGGCUAUGGAUGUGUGAACCCGCACCUCAAGCUCCCUAAGCUCCCUGUGUCGCGUUCUGUUCGCCUGAACCAGAGUUCGCCAGUUGUCCCUGCUCGCCGUGCUAACCGUCUAUGUCGUCGCCGGACUUGCCUCCCUAGCCAUGGUGGCGUUGUUAUUUGCUGCUGCGCCGCGACAUCGUCAAGCUCCGGUGCUUAGCGUCUUGGUCACUGCGCAGUUGCUGCUCUAUUUCCUUGUCCUCGCGCGGUGUGUGGCGGUCGUGUCCGCAUCCGUGGCCGCAGCUACGAUCCCUUGCGUCGUCAAGCGAUCACGAGAAUUCAUAUAAAGCAAUAAAUCCCACAUGGUGCUCCACGUGCUCGACAUAAUGGCAGAAUCGGAGAAUCAUUUCCGAUCUCGCGGAGUCGAGUCAGCUGUUGGAACGGUACGUUUGUUGACUACGUGAUGCGGAGAACCUAAGCCAAGUCAACCCCAAGAUGACGUAAUGGGUGGACUACUCCGCAUAGUGAAGCUGAUGGACGAACCUGCCUGAUCAAGUGCUAGGACAAGGAUAAUCGUCAAGUGGU
Molecule: messenger RNA, 1468 nt
Organism: Zea mays
Lineage: Eukaryota; Viridiplantae; Streptophyta; Magnoliopsida; Poales; Poaceae
Exons: 3
Coding region: 1-861 (286 amino acids)
Source: RefSeq, a predicted model, not a curated record